GCAAAAUCUCCCGCAUUAAACAAACGAUUCCGCAACAAAUCUGACGACAAACCCAUCAGGGUCUUCGUCAAUAACAUAUGAACAAGUUAAAGACUUGAUUCCUUCCGUGGCGGAAGAAAGCAGUUUUCGCGAAAACCCAACUUCUCAUCCGGAAUUUCACGACUUGGGUUGUCUUCGAAUUUUGUCGUCCUUCGCCAUAUCUUCGUGUGGCGUCGAUCGAUCGAGGGUCGAUCAGGAAACAGAAGAAAGUAUUGCGCUGUCUUUUCAUUUGGGGUCCUCUUGUUUUUUCCUUUUCCUUUUGCGCCCCCACAGAGGAGGAGGAUUAGGUUAGACCCAUCGCUUCGGAUUCUGGAAAUCACAAGUGAGAGGCAGAGGGCUAAGGAAUUCUGUGCUCAGUUGAGUAUUACUCAUAUGGGUUUCUCAAAGUCACGAGCUAGGUGGAAGGAUUUCAGGAAGGUGGAAGAGGAGAGGGAUUAACUAUUUGCGAGCCAUGGAGAAUUCACAUGAGACAUCAAAUCAUGGACCGACUGAUAAUGGUCACAUGACCCCUCUGAGGCACAAUCUGUAUCAACCCAGUAUAAAUCCAGCAUUAUCUUGGUUAGAUAUAAAAGUCUUUUAUGUCCGUAUUAGCAAAUGUGAGGUUGAUGAUUUGACACCUGAAAACCUCACUCUGAACCAUAUCCCUCUGAACCGUGACACUCUAUUAGAAGUAAAUGGUGUCAGAACUGGGAUUUAUUCUGAUGGAGUUUCAACCAUUCUUAGAAGGGAUCGGUUGGAUAAAAAGUCUGAAGAAGUUAUAUUUGUGAGUACUGAUAGCAUAAGGAUGACAAACAGUGUGAAGUUUGAGCUUUUUGACAGGGAUGCUCUGGUGUUAUCUGGGGUCCUAGAAUUGUGUAGCACAAAUGGGUUUAUACAAGAACCGAGAAACUUUGUCCAUGGAUGGAGCUUGACUUGUGAGACAGAUAUAACAGUGGGCAGUGGCUUCUUCCGAGGAAGACAGCUCAUGGGUCCAGACUCAGGUUCACCCACAAUUGAAGUUUAUGUAGCAGGGUCGUUCUCAGGCACACCCAUCAUAUUGACUAAGACUUUGCAGAUUAGUUCCCGCAAGAAGCACUCCAGGAAUGGGAUGCUAGAUGCGAUUCCAGAGUAUGAGUCAACCGAGUCUCAGAAAGAUGUUGCUUCUGUGCUUCCUUUGCAGAUGGAGGAGUACCCAUACUCGGACCACAAACCGGAAUGCGAGGAAUAUGACCACCACCUGUACUCAGGUUCAGAAUACUUAGAGGGAGAAGAUGGAGAGCUCUCAUGGUUCAAUGCAGGUGUGAGGGUGGGCGUUGGGAUUGGUCUUAGCGUUUGUCUUGGGGUCGGAUUAGGAGUUGGAUUGCUCAUUCGAACUUAUCAAGGAACGGCCCGCACCUUCAGGAGGAGGCUACUCUGAAUUCACCUCGGUGCCAUACAAGAUGCCAUGCAGGAUGAUCUCCAGUGAUUUUGUUCGCUCCUCGCAAUGUCAAGCAUCCACUCUGCCUGCAAUUUCAGAUAUUCCAGCUCGACUUGCGGUUCCUGGCUUUACUCGGUUUGCAACAUGUUUCCUGGAGAAAAGAUGAGUUGCGCCGUCCAACACGGGCAACACGCAGUAUCCAUCACAUAAUUUUGUAGAAAUGAGUUGCCUCGUGUUUUAGAGAUCCUCUCAAUGUAUCGAUCGUCAAAUUGGCACUGUGAAGAUUUUAGCGUUGCUCUAUCGUACACGAUUACCUACAAUAAUCAUUCUGGAAUAAUUUGUCUCAA
Molecule: messenger RNA, 1782 nt
Organism: Syzygium oleosum
Lineage: Eukaryota; Viridiplantae; Streptophyta; Magnoliopsida; Myrtales; Myrtaceae
Exons: 3
Coding region: 491-1435 (314 amino acids)
Molecular function (GO): phosphoglycerate dehydrogenase activity
Source: RefSeq, a predicted model, not a curated record